UUAUGACUCAAUUAAAAGAAAAGAAAAAAAGGACCAAAUUGAGAGAGUACAAGAAGUGAUUUCAGCAAACGCAGGCAUCUCUUUGACUCCCUGCAUUUGUGAUUUCAUCUCCCAUGAAACAAAAAUAACAAGCACACUGCCAAUUUGGGGAAAAAGAUCGAGUUUUUAAUCUCAAUUCAGACAAAUUAUCCAUCUUUCAGCAAGCCCUAAAUUCAGUAACCUUAGAAAAAAAAAAAAAGGAAAACCUUAGAAGCCCUAAAUUCGAUAAUUGUUUUGUUGAUCGUUAACAUGGCUACCCAAAUCCAAAGACGGAUUAUUUUCCUCGUUUUAAUUUCAGUGUUCUUGUUAUGGGCGCCGGUUGAAUCGAUCCGAUUCGAUCUGGAAUCGGGUCACACGAAAUGCAUAUCGGAGGAUAUCAAGAGCAAUUCAAUGACCGUCGGGAAAUACCAAAUCGUAAACCCUAAUGACGGACACCCUCUUCCCGAUUCCCACAAAGUCACCGUUCGGGUGACAUCAGCAUACGGAAAUAGCUAUCACUAUUCAGACCAUGUGACAGAAGGCCAUUUUGCGUUUCAAGCAGUGGAGGCGGGUGACUAUAUGGCUUGCUUUUUUGCUGCUGAUAGCAAACCUUCAACUAGUAUUACCAUUGACUUUGACUGGAAAUCGGGUGUUGCUGCCAAGGAUUGGACCAAUGUUGCCAAAAAAGGCUCCGUUGAAUUAAUGGAAUUAGAGCUGAAGAAAAUGUUUGACACGGUACAAUCCAUUCACGAUGAGAUGUAUUAUCUACGUGGAAGGGAAGAUGAAAUGCAGCAACUGAACAGAUCCACUAAUGCGAAAAUGUUCUGGUUCGGUUUCCUAUCAAUCCUCGUUUGCCUGUCUGUGGCCGGACUUCAGCUGUGGCAUUUGAAGUCUUUCUUCGAGAAGAAGAAGCUUAUUUAAUCCACUUUAUCUCAUCGUCGUCUUUUUUUUUUUUUUUUCUUCUUCAGAGUACUGUACAAUUAAUUAAUUAUCUAGGUAAGAGAUGAAUUACAUUUUUGAUUCAGUGUUGGGAAUGGAGUUCCAAUAAAACUUCAGCUUCUGUUAUAACAACUUAUACGGACUUCUUUUUUUCUUUUUUAAUUUAUUUGAAAGAACCACACAUGAUUUA
Molecule: messenger RNA, 1147 nt
Organism: Erythranthe guttata (spotted monkey flower)
Lineage: Eukaryota; Viridiplantae; Streptophyta; Magnoliopsida; Lamiales; Phrymaceae
Product: transmembrane emp24 domain-containing protein p24delta7
Source: RefSeq, a predicted model, not a curated record